AUGGGCUGCCGCCCUGGCAGUCAUGUCUGUCCAGGGUCCUAUACUAACCACCGCCGAGGCCGCCCCGCACCUCAGCAAGGUGCCGAGCCUGGACAGCAAAUGCGAUACUACUUCCCUCGCCCCGUGAAAAGACAGAACGCUCUGCAAAACACGACCAGUUCCUCUACUUCCUCUUCGACGUCUGAAGCCGAGACAUCGACCUCAGACCCUUGGAAAGCAUUCACUUCCUUCUUCUCUGGAUCCCAGGAUCCUUCUUCGGCAUCGUCACUCGACUUCCAAGAUCUCUUCUCGACCGCUUCACCCUCUUCUGCGCUGGACGCAGCAGCGGCUGCGACCAGCGACUCUACCGGCACAACCGACUCCGAGACUCCCGCAACAACUUCUAGCACCGUCGAUACCUCUGUCGCGUCCACUGGCUCGUCACCCUCUACCACGAUUCUUCCCACUGCAUCUGCCGAUUCAAUCACAUCCCAAGAGACUUCGACCUCGAGCGAGAGCACCGUCAGUUCAGCGGCAACCGAAGCCCCGUCAUCUACCGAGCCUUCUUCAAGUGCUGCCACCUCUGUCGCAUCGACCGGCAAUGUUGCAAGUGAGUCGGUCUCGCCAACUAUUGCAUCGCCCUCAACAGUUGCGUCUUCUACCGAGGCUACCUCCUCUGUUGCAUCCACUGGUGUCAUUACUUCGGAAGUCGUUCAACCCACAACCUUCUCAUCUUCUGCAGCCCAGCCGACGUCAUCCGUCGUUUCUACAGACGAGUCUACCUCGGACAGCCUUCAGUCAUCUGAAGCCUCUGUGGCCUCGACUGGAGUAAGUCCCUCCGAAAUCGUUCAGCCGACCGCCCCAUCUUCCUCGGUCUCGGUCGCAUCAACUGGCAGUCUUCCUUCAAUUGUCAUUCAGCCCACUCCCUCGUCUUCGGUUACUUCAACCGCACAGAUUACUACCGAAAGCGUCGAGCCUACAGCUCCUUCCAGCGUUGCUUCUACCGGAAAUGUUGUUUCGGAAAGCGUCGAGCCUACUGCACCUUCAAGCGUUGCUUCGACUGGCGUUGUCACUUCUGAGAGUGUUCAGCCCACACCUCCUUCUUCCGUCGCCUCGACUGGAGGUGUAACUACUGAAGUUGUGCAGCCAACCUCCAGAGAAUCAUCAUCGGACUUUGUUCAGUUGACCUCUGGAAGUGCGUCACCAUCAUCAUCCGUUGGUUCGACCGGAGUCAACGUUGUCGAAUCGGUUUCUCCCACCGCCCAAAGUACGCUUGCAUCUCUGGGCUCAACUGGCAAUGUCAUCGUCGAGUCAGUAUCGCCAACCGCUUCGGUCGAAUCUACCAUUGCUCCUGCUGUCGGCACCACCGGCGCAGUUGUGUCCGAAUCCGUCGAGCCCACCGCAGCCGCAACUUCUUCUCGUCUUGAUGCAUCUGUCCAGCGACCUGCCUCUACCGGUGGUGUAGUUUCUGAAUCCGUCUCUCCCACCGCUUCAUCCUCGGCUCAGACCACCGACAGCGACACGAUCGCUUCUAGUGUCGGAUCUACUGAUGGCGUCAAGACUGAGACUGUUGUCCCCGUCGCUGCAUCUACAGGUGCCGGUAUUCAAUCCUCUGAUGAAAUCCAGCCUACCGCUGCUUCCACCGGUGUUGUAGUUCAAUCCUCCGACGAGGUUCAACCUACCGCUUCUAGCACCGACAUUGCUUCGUCUGGUUCCGUAGUUCUGUCUUCCGAUGAAGUGCAGCCUACCUCCUCGCAAGACGUUGCCCAGUCAUCAGUCGCCUCUACUGGUGUUCCCGUCUCUUCUGCCGAGGAGGUACAGCCUACUGCCACUACACGGGAGACUAGUAGUGUUGCAUCUACUGGUAGCAUUCCAGCCAUCGUUAUCCUUCCCACACCUUCGUCGACCAGCGGCCCCCAAACAUCAGACUCGAGCACUGGCGCUGGUAUCAUUGUCGGCCUUUCUACUUUCCUGAACGGAGACUCUCCCACCACUUCAACUGAAGGUCCUGCUUCUGCAACCACUGGAAGCGAGUCGAGCACCGAUGCUCCUGUGGCUGGCCAGAACGAUUCUAACAACGCCACUGCAAUUGCAACUUCCUCGACCGACCUUCUUCCUAUCUUCGCCACAACCACUGGUGAUUCUUCCGAGACUUUGUCCACUGGUACCGCUUCGGUUGAGAGCUCCGCCACUCCUAUCAUCCCCUUGCCCAUCGGUGUCACCACCUCGGACGGCGUGACAUCUCUUGCUAGCGCUAGUGCCACUGGUACUCCCGAUGUCUUGUCAAGCAUCGUCUCUUCAGCACAAGCAGCCAUUGAGACAAGCAUCUCUUCCCUGGCUUCUGCUGGCUCGACCGACGCCACGCAGACCUCAUCUGACGGACCUACCUCAACUGGUCUCGUAGGCGGUCUCUUGUCGGGCGUGUCGGGUCUCGCUUCUUCUUUGGAUUCGGUACUCUCCAGUGUAGUUGCCACUGCUACCGACAGUGCCGUCUCGUCGUCGCUGGCCUCGGACUUCUCGAGCCUCCUUUCGAGCGCUUCAGCCUCGCUUGCAUCUGACACUACCGCCUCUGCAACCGUCACGGAUGCCUCUGCAACCCCAACCAGCGUGGCCGACAACACUACCGAGGCCAUCCCUGGAUCUGUCACUGACUCGAGCUCUCUGCCCGCAGUCACAUCCACCGACAGCACUGCCUCUGGUACUAGUGGCUUGACCUCAUCUGAGAUUCCUGCCUCCGUCACUGGCAGCGCAAAUACCACUGAAAGUGCUGCAAGCCCUUCGCAGUUGACAGAGAGCAGUGCCACGACUACUGACCUUACAAGCGACGCCUCGACCACUACUUCAGCCGCCCUGUCCGAAGCUACCAGCAAUGUCCCCAGUAGCGCCACAAGCGAUGUCUUGACGACUACCGCACCUAGUACUUUGAUCGCACCUGCAAAUGGCACUAUAGCAGCAUCUGGUACCGAAAGCAGUUUUGUCUCGGCAACUGCCAUCGAAAGUACUGCUUCUGCAUCUUCCGCAACCGAUAGCCCUGUCUCAUCUGCAGACAGUACCGUCGUAAGCAGCGGAACAGCCAUCUCUGCAACCGUCGCACCAACGGGCGUCUCUCCUUCGGUCACCUCAUUCACCGCCUCCACUUCUGGCACUCUCGUGAUUCCUGUUCCGGUGACCACUCCACCAUCGUCUCUUGUUUCGUCCAUUUCAUCUGCCCAGUCGUCAAUCGCCUCUUCAGUCUCUGCAUCGAUUUCCUCUGUCGAGUCUUCUCUUGCUGCAUCUGCGUCCGCCUCGGCUUCGCAAGCAUCCAGCGUUGCUUCCUUCGUGCCCAACAAUGCCACCAUGACGACUUCCGCCGCUGUCGGCAUCUCGACUUCUAUUCCAUUGUCAAGCGGAACAACUCUUGAUCUGUCUUCUACCGCCACUUCGGACAUCAGCUCUGUUUCUUCGGCAAUUUCGAGCGAUGUUUCAAUCACCACCACUUCAGAAGCCACUGCAGCAUCAGCAACUGCUGAGAGCAGCGCAUCUUCAAGUCUCUCGAGUGCUUCUUCGACCGAUGAUACCACCAUCGUCCCCAUUGAAUUUGCUUCCAGCACUGAGGCAUCGUCUCCUCCGUUGACAUCGGUAGUCUCGACUACACCUGCAUCUCCCGCUCCCACUCAGGCAUCCACUUCUGUUGCCUAUGAGCCAUCGACCAGCACUGCUCCUACCAGCAUUGUACCCAUCGGCACCAACACUUAUACCUCCAUGCCUAUCGACACUAGCAUCUUGUACCAGCCUUCCGAGACAGCAACUAGUUCGGCUACUGCCAAGGCAUCUGGUAUCCCCUCGUCGAUGCCUCGUGUCAUUCAACCUCCAGGUGGCAUGCCUUCGGCUCCCGACAACACCACUCUGGUCCAGGUUGGUUUCACCUAUGGCUUGAACUAUCCAUUCGUGGUUUCCACUGGUGGCUCCGCCAACCAAAUCUUCGAAUAUCUUCCUGCCGGUUUGGCUUAUGGUCUCAACAUUGAUGCGGCCAAGGUCAAGAUGUACGCACUGCAGCCCUACGACACUACUGAGUCAUUGCAUUACAUAACCACUUUGGCUCUUGUCUAUGUCCCCUCCGAGGCAGUCAACCAGUUGCAGCUUGAUCUACACACUUCGGUCGCUACCUUGUACAACAACCCUGAUGCAUCCACCAAGACUCUCAUGGGUAUGAUCAACCCCGCCAUUCCUAUGAUUCCUGGUGCAAACGGCAUGAGCAACAGCCAAGGAAAUGCAAAGAACCCCUCUGGCUCAGGCACUACCUCUGACAGCAAUGGCGCACCUCUUGGAGGCGACUCGAGCAGUUCAUCACCUGUCAACGGUACCUCCGUUGGUAUUGGUGUCGGUGCUGUCGCUGGUGCUGCCGUGUAUGCCGCAGCCAUGGUCUACGUUGCUCGUCGCUACAAGAAGAAGCGCGCUUCACAUGCUCGCAGCAACAGCGUACCCUACACUGAUGAAAGAGGCGAGAUGAGCCAACGGAACAGUGCAGCAAACUACUUCAUGUCAGGAGGUCGUGGUCGUGUAACCCCUACCAGCGGAAGAGGUAGUCGCCAAAGCGGAAGCAGUGCCAACGGUCGUAGCGUCAGAGAACAAGGCAUCAGUGCUCCCGUUCUUGCAGGGAACUCUCUUGGCUGGAACUAG
Aureobasidium vineae is the source of this 4638-nucleotide messenger RNA. The record is from the annotation of a GenBank genome assembly. NCBI's taxonomy places the organism in Eukaryota, Fungi, Ascomycota, Dothideomycetes, Dothideales, Saccotheciaceae.